CUUCCCCUCCCCUCCCCCGGCUGGGUUGUGCUGGGCUGUGCUGCGCUGCAGUGUCUCUCUCCGAGGCAGCGGCAGAAGCAGCGGCCCGAUCCCUCGCCGCUUUCUCGGCUCCGGCCCCGGCUCCUCUGCAGCCCCCGGCCCGCCGGCUGCACCAUGGCCAGUGUCAGCUUCAGCGGCCACCGCCUGGCGCUGCUGGCGGCGUACCAGGAGGUGAUCCAGGAGGACUGCCCUGCCGACUGGGCUCUUUACACAUAUGAGGACGAUUCAGAUGACCUCAAGUUAGCAGCGUCAGGAGGGGGUGGCCUACAGGAGCUCUCGGGCCAUUUUGAGAACCAGAAGGUGAUGUACGGCUUUUGCAGCGUCAAGGACUCCCAGGCUGCACUCCCCAAAUAUGUUCUCAUCAACUGGGUUGGUGAGGAUGUGCCAGAUGCCCGCAAGUGUGCCUGUGCCAGCCAUGUGGCCAAAGUGGCUGAGUUCUUUCAGGGCGUGGAUGUGAUCGUCAAUGCCAGCAGUGUGGAAGACAUAGACGCUGGUGCUAUUGGCCAGCGGCUCUCUAAUGGCCUGGCCCGCCUGUCCAGCCCCGUGCUGCACCGACUGCGACUUCGGGAGGAUGAGAAUGCUGAGCCUGUGGGUACCACUUACCAGAAGACAGAUGCUGCUGUGGAAAUGAAACGGCUUAAUCGGGAGCAGUUCUGGGAGCAGGCCAAGAGAGAAGAGGAGCUGAGGAAGGAGGAGGAGAGGAAGAAGGCCCUGGACGAAAGGCUGAAGUUUGAGCAGGAACGGAUGGAGCAGGAGCGUCUAGAACAGGAGGAGAGGGAAAAGCGGUACCGGGAGAGGGAGCAGCAGAUCGAGGAACACAGGAGAAAACAGCAGACUUUGGAAGCCGAGGAAGCCAAACAGAGACUGAAGGAACAGUCGAUCUUUGGUGACCAUCGUGAGGAGGAGGAAGAGGCGCAGAUGAAGAAGUCGGAAUCAGAAGUGGAGGAGGCAGCAGCCAUCAUCGCCCAGCGGCCCGACAACCCCCGGGAAUUCUUCAAGCAGCAGGAGAGAGUGGCUUCAGCUAGCAGCUGUGAAAUGCCCACCCCCUUCAACCACAGGCCAGCAGGUCGUCCGUACUGUCCUUUCAUAAAGGGACCGGACAGUGGGCCGUCUUCCUCUUCCUCCUCUUCCUCUUCCCCUCCUCGGACUCCCUUCCCCUAUAUCACCUGUCACCGCACCCCAAAUCUUUCUUCUUCCUUCCCAUGCAGCCAGAUGGACAGCCACAGGAGGGCUCUAGCAGCAGCUGCCCGGAGCCCCUCAGACUCCAGUUCUGCCUCCACGCCUGUGGCAGACCAGAUUGACCGAGCCUUGGACGAGGUGACAUCCUCACAGCCACAGCCUCUCUCCAGAGAACCCAUUGUGGAGUCCUUGUUGGAGAAGGAGCCUCCAGGAGAGACAUCUGGGCCCCUGGAGGACUUGGUGUUUCUGGAUACCAAAGAGGAGGUGGUGGCUACAGGUGCGGCAGCCCCAGUGGCUUCUGCUGAGAGCUCUGAGGAGACAGAGCUGGCUGAGCCUGCUGGCCCUCCCAAACCACCAGCUCAGGGGAGCCUCAUCGACUUGUGGCAGAGUGAUGGGGUCGCCCCUCCGGAACCUGCAGAAUGGGAGCUGCAGGCCGAUCUGAGGGCUCCAACUCCACCUCAGGAGGGGCCUGGGGCCACACAGGAAGAGUCCGAAUUGGUAGCUCCCCCAGAGCCUCCUCCACUGGGGGAGGGGGCCCCAGAGCCCCUCAUACUCCCUGCUGACAACAGUGCCAACCUCCUGAACUUCGAUGAGCUUCCUGAGCCUCCAGCCACCUUCUGUGACCCUGAGGAGGGUGACCGUGAAGCCCCUGAUAUGGGUGGGAUGGAGGGGCCCCACCCUGGCUCUGAACAAGAUGUCCUGGUGGCUGAGACCCUGCCCAUGGACUUGGAGGAGCUGGAGCCAGAGCAGGAAGCCCACUUGCUAACCAAUGGAGAAACCACCCAGAAAGAGGGGACACAGGCCAGUGAGGGAUAUUUCAGUCAAUCACAGGAUGAGGAGUUUGCCCAAUCAGAAGAGCUAUCUGCUAAAGCCCCACCUCCUGUAUUCUACAACAAACCCCCAGAGAUUGACAUAACCUGUUGGGAUGCAGACCCUGUGCCUGAGGAAGAGGAGGCCUUUGGUGGCAGUGUCUAGCCCUUUGGCUGGGUCUCCCCAGGCAGACACCAUGUGAAGGCCGCCCACUCUGGGCUCCGUGCCAGCUGGCCCGUCGCGCCUGCGCCCGCAGCAUUUCCACCUGGUUGGUGGUGACUCUGGACUCCCGGCCCCUGUCCCGGAACGGGGCCACCUCCCCAUCCCCCGUCCUGCCCAUGGUGGGGGGCCAGACUUUUAUAGCUUUUCUCCCUUUUUUAAAAAGUUGAUAGGAAAAGUGUACAGUUGACUGGUUUUCCUCUCUGUUGGUAGUGAGAUGCUGUUCCGCACCCCCUCCAUAGCCCUUGGGGUCAAGGAGAUAGAUCUCUGUACCCCCCUUCAGCUCUCUUGGCCUGUAUCAGAGGCCUAGACCCCAGGCCUGGCCAGCCCUUCCUGGGGGUGAUUUCAGGCUCCAGGGAGAAUGGUCCUCCUUAUAUACAUCCUUUUCCUAGUUUUUGUUUUGUUUUUGUUUCUUGAAAAUAUCACUCACUGCAUUCUCUGUCCAGGGCUUGGAUAAUUUGCACGAAUUUAAAAACAUGGCAAUAAGUGGCUCUGUGGGCUCUGGUUCCAUGGGACCCCUCCCUCCCCCUUCCCCCCAGGAGUAACCCAGCGGGGGGCAGGCCAACAUGGGGUAGGAUGACAGUAAGGAGAGUGUCCCUAUCCCUGAAGUGGCUCCUGAGUGAAUGAAUGGGAGUGGUCUCUACCAUCUGCCACCCUCCCCUUGCCCUUGGCCUUUCAGCCUUCUCUAAUGUUGCCCUCCUGCUGGGCAGGUCCCGGGCUGGAGGCCUCUAUAUGGCUCCCAUGGCCCCCAUGGCCCCACUUGGGCCAUGGGAGGGGCCUAGGUUAGUAGGGCUGUUGGGGUGCUUCCCCCCAGGAACCAGCCCCCUCCCCCAAACUGCCCUCCUCUUGUCGCUUGGUAGCCUUUUUCACGUUUAGUAACUGUUUUUGGAAAGCACAAACUUCUGUAAUGGCGUGUGCUCAUGUCUGUUAAUAAAGAAAUCCAGAUCCAG
Molecule: messenger RNA, 3197 nt
Organism: Dromiciops gliroides (monito del monte)
Lineage: Eukaryota; Metazoa; Chordata; Mammalia; Microbiotheria; Microbiotheriidae
Gene: DBN1
Product: drebrin 1
Exons: 15
Coding region: 154-2193 (679 amino acids)
Biological process (GO): positive regulation of dendritic spine morphogenesis; neuron projection morphogenesis; regulation of actin filament polymerization
Cellular component (GO): cortical actin cytoskeleton; plasma membrane; actin filament
Molecular function (GO): actin filament binding
Source: RefSeq, a predicted model, not a curated record